Messenger RNA from Carassius carassius (crucian carp), 1597 nucleotides. RefSeq names its product DnaJ heat shock protein family (Hsp40) member B6b (gene dnajb6b). Gene Ontology annotation, biological process: positive regulation of proteasomal ubiquitin-dependent protein catabolic process; protein refolding. Gene Ontology annotation, molecular function: Hsp70 protein binding; ATPase activator activity. The coding region runs from base 279 to 965 and encodes 228 amino acids. The transcript is spliced from 9 exons. Lineage: Eukaryota; Metazoa; Chordata; Actinopteri; Cypriniformes; Cyprinidae. Gene Ontology annotation, cellular component: cytosol; endoplasmic reticulum membrane. The record is from RefSeq and is a predicted model, not a curated record.
GAAGCUGCACAUCUCAAUAAGAGUCAUACAUCUGCUCAUCCCUGUCUGUCACACAGGGAGUUUGUUAUGAUCACCUGAGCCUGUUUUAUAAACAGACGGACUUCUGACUUCAGACCUCGGCUACUAUUACAAAUAACGAAACUCGACCUCAACUUCGGUAAACUCAGCGGAGGUCCGAAUAAAGCAGCGGGAUAAGGACAUAAUCUCCGUUACAUAAGUUUGAGCCACUGCUGAAAAAUUAUUCUCAUCCAGAGGAGUGGAAACCCAAAACCUGAGCCAUGGGGGAUUAUUACGCGAUCCUGGGUGUGACAAGAAAUGCAUCCCAUGACGAUAUAAAGAAAGCGUAUAGAAAAAAAGCACUGAAGUGGCACCCAGACAAGAACCCGAACAACCAUGAACAGGCAGACAAAAUGUUCAAAGAGAUCUCGGAGGCAUAUGAAGUCCUGUCAGAUGAAAAUAAACGGCGACAGUAUGAUAAAUAUGGUAAAGAAGGCCUAUCUCCUAGAGGAGGCCAUUAUGAUGAGGAUUUUAUGGGUGGAUUCACAUUCCGAAAUCCAGAUGAUGUCUUCAGGGAAUUCUUUGGAGGCCGAGAUCCAUUUGCAGAUUUCUUUGCUGAUGACCCCUUUGAAGAUUUCUUCGGUGGGCGGCGUCACAGGGGUGUUAGCAGGAGCAGGACGACAGGUUCAUUCUUUCCUGGGUUUUCUCCAUUUGCUUCCCCCUUUUCUGGGUUUGAUGCAGGUUUCACCCCAUUUGGCCCAAUGGGUGGGGGUGGCUUCACCUCAUUUUCCUCCUCCUCAUUUGGGGGUGGUGGGGGUGGUGGAAUGGGAAACUUCUGCUCUGUCUCUACAUCCACCAAAUUCAUCAAUGGAAAGAGGAUCACCACCAAACGUGUUGUAGAGAAUGGUCAAGAGAGAGUGGAGGUAGAGGAGGACGGUCAGCUCAAAUCUCUAACAGUCAAUGGCUGAUGGCUACUAAAACACCUGCUCUCCACCAGUCAGCAAGCCAAGAGUAGGUCACGUGACGCAUCCAUGUGAUGUGAGCUUUUAGGUGGCGCGGUUACCCUCUGUGCAGUGAACCGCUGACCUAAACAGGGUGAACUCUCAUUCCAAUGUAAGCGGGGGUGGGGGGUGGGGGGUUUGUUGUUGUUUUUGUUUUUUUUGGGAGACUGGGACCAUUUAUUCCUCAAAAACGGGAGACCUUCGUUCGAACAAGAGUAAUUCAUUCCUUUCCGUCAGCUGAUGACUGUUCUUUCAUCCAUAAGUGCUUAUUGCCUGUUUGAAACUGGAGCUUAACCGCUUGUAUCUGCUUUCGGCUGUAGAGCCAUUCAACUGUUCAAAUGUUGAAGUCUUAACCUCUCCACUAUGGAAUAUUUAAUAUGAUCAAACCAAUGUUAAGAGCCACCAUUUGUUUAUAAUAUCAAUCUGUUUAUAAAAUACAUCUUCAUUUGGCUUUAGACCAAACUGUUGCAUAACCUGAGACCUUUCCAUUAUUAAGAAUAUAUAUUGUGUGACUUUACAUUCUAGACAUUUUGUUCUUUGUAAGACAAAAAGCAAAGAUGGACAAAGUUUCAGGUUCAAUAAAUCUCACUUUCACCUGU